Penicillium vulpinum is the source of this 261-nucleotide messenger RNA. RefSeq lists its product as uncharacterized. The coding region runs from base 1 to 261 and encodes 86 amino acids. The transcript is spliced from 2 exons. The record is from RefSeq and is a predicted model, not a curated record. Lineage: Eukaryota; Fungi; Ascomycota; Eurotiomycetes; Eurotiales; Aspergillaceae.
AUGGGUCUUUCUGUUUUUCAUUUGGUUGUCGAAACCCACACACAGUAUAUGGACAUCUGGCUGUUGGUUACCUGCUUAUGCACAUGGACCUGGUUUUCACCUUGUGCGUGUGAUUAUGUUUCGCACCCUUUACUCAUGAAACCAGCAUCGAUUUUCUCGAUGCAGUUUCAUCAUUCAUUCACUCACAUCUUCAUUUCCUUAUCUUCCAACGAGGCUUUCACCUCGGACAAAAUAAGCCCAAAGCACAAAAAAAAAACUUGA